AUGAGGAGUUCCAGGGUAAUCAGCAUUCUUUCUUUAAAGUCUAGUCCUGACACCCUAGAGCACAAUGUAGCAAAGGAUGCUGGUCCUAGAAAAGGGGUUUCAAUAAUGGCUCUUGAAUCUGAUUUGGAGGUGGAGAUGGAGAUUCCUACCAAUAACUCCCAAACGUUUCUUCUUUCUACCAUUUCCACUCCUGUUGCUUUCCAACCAGAACCUGUCAGCUUUGCUUGCAUCCUCCAUAACCACAUGAACCACAUUUCCAUUGCAGAGAGAUAUUCUUGGCUUGAAGAGAAGGCAACCUUGUGGUCCUCAGAUCACUCUUUCAGCACCUUCUGUGGUGCUUUAAUGCAGGCUGACCAAAUAAUAGCAGAGCCACCACCUUCAUCCUGCCAAAACCAGUAUUCUGGAGUCCGCAGAAGCAAGGACCCUGCAGUUUCAUAUAGUUGA
This is a messenger RNA of Sphenostylis stenocarpa, 444 nucleotides long. The record is from the annotation of a GenBank genome assembly. Lineage: Eukaryota; Viridiplantae; Streptophyta; Magnoliopsida; Fabales; Fabaceae.